GAAAGAGAAGGAGUGAGAGAGAGAGAAGGAGAGAGAGAAAUAUUAGUCUAGUGAUGAUCUUCACCCCUUCUUUUCUUUGACUUGUUUUUCCUCUCCUUGCUCAGUCUUUUGUAGUCGUUACAGUAAUUUUUCAGCUCGACUGUGACUCCACAUGUAAUUAAUCACCGUGAGGUCACCAUGAACGAGGAUUUUAGCUGGGUCACUAUACGCUGUGAAUAUAAAGCAGCCUAAAACACUGGAGAGCAGCCGGGUUGAAUUUUAAGUGACCACUGUCCUAAAAUCUCUCCCUCUCUCUCUCUUCCCAUCUCUCUCCAUCUCUCUCUGUCUUUCUCUGUCUCUCUCUCUCUCUCUCUGUCUGUCUCUCUGUCUCUCUCUUUCUGUCUCUCCCUCGCUCUCUCUCUGUCUCUCUCUCUCUCUGACAGUGUUAUUUGGAGACAAUGAUCAUUACCAACUCUCCACUCUCUCCACUCUUCUUUUCAGGUUUUGAUUCUCUACCAGCUCUAAAAAACGCCCACCGUGUCGUCCGUCUAUAAAAGAGCAUGUCACUAUCUGAGAGAGAGGGAGUAAAAAGUUGUUGAUAAGGUAUGUUUCCUCAGAGCAGCGAAAGGCCAUGAAGUUUAAAGUCCUGUUGUGUUUCUGUGUGCUGAGCCAAAUCCAACAGGUAUUUCUUGCAGAGAUCUUCGUGAACCUGAGCUCCUCUGUUAUCCUGCCUUGUUCGUUCUAUCUUCUAUUCAACGAUGAGUUACUCAACAUCACCUGGUCCUUCAACGGAUCCGUCAUCGCAUCCGAUUAUCACACAAACAAUGAAACUUACUUGAUCACAUCAGAAUCCCGAUCACAGGGAUUUUCCCUGAUGAAGCUUUAUAACGCUACACCACACAAUCAGGGUGUGUAUGAGUGCCAUGUGCAGACCAAUCUAACCAAUCAGGUCAGCAAUGUCACACUGAACAUUUUAGCUCCACCAUCCAUCUUCGUGCCUUCUCCAGAGGUGGUGUUGGGGCGAGAAAGCUUAGUAGAAUGUUGGGCGAAAGGCUUCAGUCCUCCUAACAUCACAUUCUCCUGGAUGCGAGCAGGCAAAGAGAUCAGAGCUCCUCAAAAAUCCAAAACAAUCCACACAGAGGAUGGUUUAUAUGAAGGUGUCAGCAAGCUGGUGUUCAUUCCCGAACUUGCUGAUCGAAAUACUACAUACGCCUGUAUGGUGAACCAUGAAACUCUGGAGAAACCGCUCGUGAGGGAAUUCAGAAUGAACAUCACCAUCGUCCCCAAAGUCAGUGUGUCCUUUGUGCCGUCCUCUUCGCGCUCAUCCGCACUCACUUUGGCGUGCGAUAUCAACGGGUUCUACCCACAGGAUGUGUCUGUGCUGUGGCUCAGGAAUGGUACCGUCCUGCCCGAGACUCCUCAGAUCCAACAGAACCAUGAUGGAACGUACAAAACGCGUCACUUUCACACUCUCAGCAUAGAGGAGAGAGAAAGAUCUGGACAAGUACUAUGUGUGGCUCAACAACCUCAUGUUUCCCAACCAGCUUUGAGCUCCAUCGACCCAUCAGCUGCUGAUUCGUUAGUGCAGAAACUCGUUUUGACUAAAUCUGCAAAAGCGUCAGUGGCAAUGAUGAUCAUCUCCCUGGUACUCGUUCUUCUGCUUUGCUUUGGCUUCUCUUGGAAGAGGAGAGAUGAGAAACAGAAAAGUUUAAGCGUGUCUUGUAUCAUCCUGCCCCCGAGGGUGGUGGUGGGACAGAAAGGCCGGGUCACCAUCAGCAUAGAAGGCAGGAGAGCAGAUCAAGUCCAAACUGUCUGGUUUCUUAACGAUGUCCCUAUCACAGAUACGACUUAUGCAGAAAGCAACAGCUCUAGGAGUCACACACCGAGGACAUCGCGUCUAUCAGUGCUGUCAGAAAAAGCCCCUUUGCUGACAUCAACUGCUUUGGGAUAUUACAAACUGCACACCCGGAAGCCCCUGCACUCGACCGGCCCCAACAAACAACUCCUUUCCUCCUUCACCUUCAUCCCUAACCUGUCUGUUCAUAAAGGGGCCGUCUUCAAAUGCCAAAUCUCCUAUAAAGGGAAAGACAAGAUAGUGAUGGAGAGAGUGUCAGAGAAGUUUACUGUUCUGUCUCAACCCGAGGUCUCAGAAAUCCGACUAUCCGAACCAAAUGAAGAGACAGGUAUUGUGGUACUGACUAUCGAAGCCUCCCACUUCCACCCCGACGUCAUCACCUUCCGCUGGUUCUGUGAAGGAGGAGAGUUGUGUCCUGUCGCCAUCCCAGCAGCCCUGGCAGCACCACGUCCGGAUACCCAAGGCUUCUUCUCAGCCCGGAGCCAGUGCAGGUUACCCAUGUUUGAGCUGGAGAAAGGAGUAACUGCAGUGUGGGUCACCGUCCAUCACAUGUCUCUAAAACAGCCAAUCACACGAAAGACCAGAGGGUUUACAAAGAAGCCCAUUGUUUCGGAAAUCAGCUGUGCAUCAAGCCCACAACAAGAGCAUUUAUCUCUGGCCUGUAGUAUCGCAAGUUUCUACCCUCCUGACAUUACAGUGAAAUGGCUGAAGCAAACCAACAAUCGCGAGAUGGAAAUUAAGAAAGAGGAUGCACUGAUGGAAGUAUGGGGGCCGAUCCAGACACAGCUGAGGACGUUUCGAGCCACGGCUGUGCUAACGGAAGUGGAGAACAAGCUAAAGGAAGUAGAUAAGAUUGUGUGCAGAAUCGAGCACUGCUCUCUGCUCGAGCCCAUAGAGCGAGUCUGGACAAACUCUCCCUUUGUGGCUCCCUCCAUCCCUACAUCCUUGUCUGUUAGCUGGAAUAAUGAUGGUGUAGGGGUGUUUUCCUUGUGCCUGUCUGGUGGCGUUCCACAGCCCAGGCUGCAGUGGGCUGCAGGGGGCGCCACUUUCAUCCCACUCAUCUCCAGAGAGACAGAGAAAGUGACAGACAGAGAAGGAAGAGAGCUACACAGCGUCUGUGCUUUGCUGAAGUCUGCAUUACCACAAGGAAGUGAAGCCAACAUUCUAAAUCUGGAUUCUCAGUGUCCAGUAUUGCAAAGUGAAACAAAUGCCAGUGAACAAGGACAAAAGCAGCAAACAGAAAGAGCUGCAGAGACACCAGACUUCACACAGGAGACCACAAGGGAAGCUGUGCAAACUGAACAUGAGUCUUUGUACAUAAACACCGUAUAUGUGGUGGGAAAAGGAAAACGGGUAGAGAGAGAGUGUCUGAGAGUCACAGUGGAGAUUUCCCAUCCUGCACUUCCUCUGCCUGUGUACUGCACCUGGACAGAGCCUGGAGAGAAUGUACAGGAGUAACAAUGAAGUAAAAUGAUCUUUAAAAAUAAAUACAUACAUACAUACAUAAAGAAAUAAAUGUUUUUUGUUUGUUUGUUGUUGUUUUUUUUUGCCUUUUUUUUAACUCAUUUUAACUCAAUUUACAGUACAGACCAAAAGUUUGGACACACCUUCUCAUUCAAAGAGUUUUCUUUAUUUUCAUGACUAUGAAAAUUGUAGAUUCACACUGAAGGCAUCAAAACUAUGAAAUAACACAUGUGGAAUUAUAUACGUACAUAACAAAAAGGUGUGAAACAACUGAAAAUAUGUCAUAUUCUUGGUUCUUCAAAGUAGCCACCUUUUGCUUUGAUUACUGCUUUGCACACUCUUGGCAUUCUCUUGAUGAGCUUCAAGAGGUAGUCACCUGAAAUGGUCUUCCAACAGUCUUGAAGGAGUUCCCAGAGAUGCUUAGCACUUGUUGGCCCUUUUGCCUUCACUCUGCGGUCCAGCUCACCCCAAACCAUCUUGAUUGGGGUCAGGUCCGGUGACUGUGGAGGCCAGGUCAUCUGGCGCAACACCCCAUUACUCUCCUUCAUCAGCCCUUACACAGCCUGGAGGUGUGUUUGGGGUCAUUGUCCUGUUGAAAAGGUGUUGUGUCCAAACUUUUGGAAGGUGUGUCCAAACUUUUGGCCUGUGCUGUAUAUGUGUGUGGAUUUUUUUCUAACAAUAUAUUUGUUUUAGUUAAAAAAUAACUUAUUUUUGUGUGUGUGUUAAUUUAUAAGGAACAUUCUGUGUUUAUCUGCACUGUUGUAACACUUUUCAAUGGUGAUGUGUUUUAAUGUGUAACACUCCUGUAUGAGAGCAGUGUGUAUGUGUUGGGGUUCAGGGACUGGGUGGUUUAGGGCAUGUUAGGGCAAUAAAACUUUGCAAAAAUUUGGAUCUAAAGUGCCUUUCUUGGAUCACGGUGAACUGGAAAGUGGAGGUUGUUGUUUAUGAAGCAUCAAACUGAAUGAAAGUAGCAUAACUGAUAAGUAAAAAAAUAGUUUUGAAAAAUGAGUUUAUUAAAAUGCUUUGUUUAAUAAAGAUGGAUAAACUGAAAUAUGCAAAUAAAAACAUA
Molecule: messenger RNA, 4367 nt
Organism: Tachysurus fulvidraco (yellow catfish)
Lineage: Eukaryota; Metazoa; Chordata; Actinopteri; Siluriformes; Bagridae
Exons: 13
Coding region: 611-3292 (893 amino acids)
Source: RefSeq, a predicted model, not a curated record